CGUAACAUGAGGACGAGUUCCUCUCGUCAACUCCAAAAAGUCAAAUCGUACCGGUAGGAUAUUUCUUUCGUAAUGCAACAAGCAGCGGUUGCACCAUCUUUUGUUUUGUGUUCCAGAGAAGUUGAUUGUUUAUAAGUCUACGUGGCAGAAAGGAAUAGGCAAACAUGCCAGUAAGGCCAGCCGGAGGAGAAAGAAGCAAGGGCACUGGCGUUUCUGUGCGCUUGAGUGUCAAGAACCCGCAGGGGAGAUCUGCCCCAUCCGGUGCACCAGCACAAAAUAAAGCUCCCAAAAAGAGACGAUUCGAGCCACCCGCGAUAUCGACACCAUCCCAUCCAGCCCAGGUUGCCGACUUGCAGCUGUUGCAUCAACAAUCAGAGCUAUCUUUCUAUCUCCACCGCCCCUCGAAUUCUCCGACGUCCGAAGGGUCGUGGUAUGCCAAAGCCAAGACCAGCCUGUAUGUCCUCCAAAACGAAGGGACCAUCAAAGACGAGGCCACUGCCAGAGACAGAGGAAAAUUCGACGCUGCGUUGCACUUGCGGGGAUCCUGUCAUGUAUCUUCCGUCGAGGUUGAAACGCCAUCCACACUACCUUCGGCGGGAGCAGUUUCACUCAAGACAAAGCAAGAACUUGUGAAAAGAAAAACCGUGUUCCAUCAUUUUGAUCCGCUCGAGCGAGUCCUUCUCAAACCAGCAAAAACAUACACCAUUGAUGACGCGAAAGCUAAGACUAAACGCCACGAAGCUGAUUCUCAGUUUUCGAGAGGUGCCACUGGAAUGACGAACGCCAUUCGUGCGGCCAGCAUUGGGAGUAACCUUGGCGAACUUCGCAUCUUUGCUAUCACGGGUUCAGAAAAGAAAGCGAACAAUAAUAAUAAGAAUGAAAAAAGCGUACCUGAAAGUGACAGAGAGGAGGCUCUAAAGGAGUGCUGGAAGCUUGACAUGCAAGGUGCUCAUGCUUCCGGAGAUGUUUCUUUGAGAUUAGCAGAACGAAUGGAACAAAGGAAUUCUCUGAGAAAGAAUGCUAGGAUCGACUUAGUUGCUGGUUUGAUGGCAAAACAGAACGAUCGAGCCGUCAAAAUUACUGUUUGCUAUCAGAUUUAUUUGGGUCGUGGCAGUAGCAAUGAUUCCACUCGGCAUUGGGGAGGUAUACACGCUCUUACGAAGGAUCAAACGCCCCAUGUCUACACGACCUGUGGGGCCUAUGGUGACCACGAAGGUCCUCGGUCGUGGAUUCCAACAACCGACUCUGCUUCCUCACGACACAGAGCCUCUCACGAAAUCACCAUCACUGUGACUGCCCCUAUGAAAGAUGGCCUGUCAGUAACUGGAUUUGGAGAAGAUUUUGGAGUUCAUGAGACUCUAUUGCAUGACCGACUCGUGGUACAUCCCGGCGAUGAACGAACGGCUGUAGAUAUAGAUAAAAUGAAAAAGGAGGUGGGAGAGGAUCACGUUGAAUGGCUACUCAACACUUCCAUCCAUGGAAACGUCGGUGAAGAGAGCACCGCCGAUCCGCCGCAUCUCAUACCUCCAGAGGUUUGUCACAGCUGUAAAAUGACAUCCAUCAAUUCAAUUCUCGCCACAUGUAUAUGGAAAUCUUGCAGUUGGCUCCCGAUAUCACCGAGAUCACAAGGCUUUGCAAUUGGACCCUUUCGAAUACUUGAGGAUCCCGAAUAUUUGAAUUCGUUGGUGGAAGACGAAAGCGGUAAUUCUUCGAGCGACGAAGAUGACGAUGACCAGAGCAAAGAAAUCUACGAUCCAAUACAGGCCGCUCGAGAUAAUGGGGAAGGAAUUCGGCAAGCAUACUUCGCACCAAUUUUUGCUAGAAAGUUCAUACACGCAACAUCAUCGAACGUAUCACUCAUUCCUGACACCAAAUUUGAUCUGACUCCACUAACCAAAAGACAAACCGAGCUCCUUGAAGAAUUGGACAAAACCGUACUGACGUCCACAGUCGGUGUUCCGCAUCGCGCACUAUCAUUAAUGCGUGACAUUUUAGCGCUCCCAGCUUUUCGCACUUCAUCAUACACUCAAAUUUGGAUCCCAGAAGCAGUUCAUGGUGGCGUAACAAGUGGAUCUCUCCACUGUUGCCCAGAGGUAAUGAACAAUCCAUUCUUAGGAGGAGCAAUAAUGGAUUCUCGACUGUUACCGCCUGUUAAUCAUCGACUCCCUUACUAUCAAGGAGGUCGCAUUCUGCAAUUCCUCCAAGCACGCUGCGCGAUACGGGGCUGGAUUAUGUCUGCUAUCCCGUUGAGUGGUCGUGACGACGUAGGUAAUGGAUACAUUCACACGCUUAUCGAGAGUUUGAUAAUGAGCUUGUACGAUCGUGGACACGGAGCUCAUGGUGAAGGAGGCGGUAAAGGGGGCGUCUUUUUCACGAAGCGAUUUGCCAGUAGGAGCGGGUUGAAUAGUUCAAAUUUGGAUUUUUUGCCAGUGCAGAAUAUUGAAGAGGUAGAUUUUGAUGAUGGGAUAGUUGGUGGAAUCGUUGGUGCCGUUCCUGUUGAAGAUAGAAAUAAUGAUCAAUUGUGGCGUUCUGCAUCGAAUGGGACUGAGUCACAUACUUCUUCAAUGGAUGAGUUUGCAGUCCGACAGCUGCUCACAUUGGAUACAGUGAGCGCCCUUGAGCGUGGAACAGAUAUGGAUAAAAAGGUCCAAAAUGUCCCUACCCCUUCAAUGGGAUGGAUGGGAUCACAUUUUUCUCUUUCCUAUCUAUCUAGCAAUGCAAACAGUAGCUCUGCUUUAGGCUGUGGUGCACUAGAACUUCAGCAUCCGAUUGGGGGACUGCCAUACCGUGCUCUUAAAGGUGAUCUCGUGCGACGCGUUGUCGAGGGAAGAGCUGGCAUUGCCAACUUCAUUCGGUUGGUGAGAGCAUCAUUUGUUGCGGCACAUCUCGUAGACACUGGUCGACAKGAGCUGAAUUAUCCAUUGGAAAGAAAUGCAAAAACGAGUGAUCAAGAGAAGGGGGGUGAUAAGGACAAAGAAAAAGAUGCUAUUGAAAGACCGAAGCCAAGAUUUAUAAUAUGCGUCAAUGAAAUCCUGAAAAAGAAAGGUCUCUCUCAUACACUAUUUACACGUGCGCUGCAAAACCUAUCUGGUCGUGUCCGAGAGCAACAGUUGGUAGGACGAAUGGUUGAUGUUGAGCGUACUUCGAGAGAUCCUAGAACAAACAGUCCUUUCGUUGAUCCCGAGGGAUUUCCAAAUUCAUAUGUACGGGGGGCCUCACAGAUGUAUUUGCGCGUUGGUGUUCACGUCGAGCCAGCAAAGGAUGUAUCUGGUGUAUCGAAGGGUAUUCAGCUACAGGCGUACGCAGAACCUGUAAUUCCUGAAGGUGGAAUAUCAUAUGGGGGUCCGAUAACACUCCGUGUUGUUGAAAAUGAAGGGCAGUUCCGUGAGUGGGUGAAGGACUUGAAUUUUGACGGCAGUCGACGUGAUUGGGGAUCAGUUACGCUUCAUGCAAAACCUGUAACACUACCUAAAGCCCAGACAGCAGCAAGCGGAAUUAUCGAGAGUGGCAGUAGCGGUGCUAAGCAAUCAGCUGAUUCAAAUAAAGGAGACUCGAGCUCCAACUCCAGGAGUCCCCUUGGAAUAACAUUUUCGCCCAUCGGAGCGUUCACAGAAUCAAGCAUACAUAAUAAAGGCUAUCAAGCGAUCGAAUUGAUCCGCAUUACAAACCUUACGCCUCUUUUAUGGGUAAGGGUCGACCCGAUGCUUCUGUAUGGAGGAAAAAUCGCUGUAACUCAACAAGAUGCAUGCUUAGCCGAGAUGCUCUUUCAUGACGGCGAUGCUGGCGCCCAGGUGGAUGCUCUCCGGGCUCUGGCAGAGAGACCGACAAAAAUACAAGGAUCUGUUAAGGUAUCCUCUGUCUACGAUGUAAAAGUAUCUGAGUUACCAGUACGAGUUUUGGGAGAUUGCCUUCGCGGAACACCAGCAUUACACAGCUCUUUACCACAUACACCUUCUGUGCGCGCACAAGCUGCAUUAGCAAUAGCUCAGUGGCAAAACAAUAAAGCACCAAAGCACAAGAAUGACAUGGGACAAUCAAAUUGGGUUGGGCUCCACCUUUUGAUUCAGUACUUUCGAGAAAGGUUUUACAGUAACGAAACUGUAAUGCCAGUGAAAUUCAAUAGAAUAGCAGUCAAGAAAAACCAUGUCGAGCCUUCGCAAACAGUCAACAAUGUAGAUGGUUCGAAUCCAUCACUGCAGGCAAACGAAGACGAUGGGUAUCAAUAUCUAGAUGAUUUCGACGAGGGUGUAGAGAGAUCGGCUGUACUCGAGGAAGCUGACGAAGUUGAAGUUGAAGAGGAUGAAGAGUAUAGAGUUAGGUCUGCUGUUAUUACUGCAAUCGCAUCUAUACGUGCGAAAGACGACAUGACACCCACUCCUGUAUUGGAAUUCCUUGAGACUGUGUUGAAAGCUGUAGAUGCUGAGAUGGUUGGAAACCUUGUCACUCCCGACGAAGAAGUUUUGAUCGAAAGAAAAUGCCGCAGAGUUAACGAAGACAUAAUAGGAGGAGAAGAUGAAGAGUCUGGCGAUGAAGUUGACGAUGUUGUUGUUACUUCGAUGCCAUAUGCUUCUAGUAUGCUAAUUGCAGAUGCCUUACUGGCACUUUGUCAUAUCAAUGUGAGUCCAUCAUUCAUUACUGAUCCUACCACAGGAAAAUCGGUCCAGUCAACCGCAAGACAUCCCGUAUCUAAUCUGAUAGAGGUUAGCCGUCGAUGGCUGGAAUGGGAACUGUACAGAGAAAGUGUACGGAAGGACUUCCAGUUGAAGUCUCUUACCGGUGUCUCGGGUGUGUGCUACGACACUAUUGCACCUUGUGCCAUUACUGCUCUAUAUACGCUAUCGAUACUUCGGCAGAGUACGACAGAUAUCACUACCGUCCAAUACAUCAACUCUCAGGAGGGCGAAACAAAAGAGAGGUUCAAAAAGCUUGAUGAGGUCGCCACAGCUUCCUUUUAUAUUUCUAUAUUUGACUCAAAACCAGUCAGAUCUGAUGUAACUCGUGCAGCAUGUGCUCAGGCUGUCGCUUGCUUAUGCUGUGCCACUGAUAGGUUUGAAACUGAAAGUCGUGUAGGCCUUCUUACAGCUCUUGAGUUUAUGUUUGAGCGGAUUGUCGAUCCACACACAUCACCGGGGCUCCGACAGACUUUAGCACAAUUGAUGCUUGAUGCUUGCUCUGGAAAAAUAUGUUCAAUGCAACGUGUUGGUGCAAUCGGAGGCCGCAAUGAUCUAGUGGCCUCUGCUGCAAGAUUCAUACAUGGGCCUCUUGGCGCAAGCUAUGGGGGCGACACGGGAGCAGCGAUUGUCACAAAUGUUAACGGCAUUUCUUACUCAGCUGCACGUGCUGUAAAUGAUGGUGCUCGGCAUGGAUUGAAGCUUCUAAGAUGGGCCGGUCAUCCUAGAAAAGGAGAUCUUGGCGAAGAGCUCUUUGUUCGGGUAGCUUGCUUCGCGACAAAACUUUGGCGUACUAUCAACGGAGAACCGAUUGAAAUUACAGAUACAGUUACAGGCUUUCAUAAAGGAAGCGUCGGAGUAUGCGCUACCGAUGGUCAACUCCGUUGUACUCUCUUAGCUUUAUGGCAAUGGCUGUGGCCGAAGGGGUGUUUCGCUGUGAUGCAAGUGCAAAUAAGGAAGCCUACGCAAUGGUCUGGGAAUUGUAAAGAGCUUGGCGUGGAUAAUGUAAUGAAAACUUCAACAGAGGAAAUGGAAGCAGCAAAAGAGGAGGAGGCAUCUCUUGCUACACUUGACGAACUUGUAAAGAAGGAGCUCGACAGACAGGUGUGGCGGGGAGAAAUGGCGAUAAAGGCCUUUGAAAUGAACAAAUCGAACAUCAAAUCUUCGAAUGUUUCAGAUCUUUCUGCCACUGAACAAGGUAUUGGCCAGCCCUUGCCACCUAUAGUCCGAGAUACUGCGUUCAAGCAAGGAGGAUGGAUAGCAUCUGCCGCGCAGCAGAGGAGAAGUGCAGGUAGCGACGGUGGCACAGCUAUUACCAAAAUCAGAUUACGUACUUCAAAUGAUCAGUAAAAGGACGCGAGCUCAUGUCACGAGACCGGUGUGUCCCAUUCUAGUUUAUUUAGCAACUAUUCGAAUUCAGAAAUCAUUUCCAUAUAUUUUUCUCGGCGUCUGCUAUUUCGACAUCAUUAUUCUUUUUUMCUCAAUUCUGUGGAAAUCAUUCGAGAAAACUCGUAUCCCAAAGCUGCACAUGUCAACGCCGGAGGGUUCGAGACCAUAGAAGGAAAGACCGAAGCGUCGCAUAUAUACAAUCCAUUGUUUCCACGGACUUUCAGACAGGUAUCGACUACCCAAUCGGUUUUAUCCUCGCUAUCUAUUCCGGACUGCAUGGCACAAGUUCCUGCGUAGUGAUAAUAUGGGAGCAAAAAGCAGUGGCAGUAGAUUUGAAACCAUUGUCUUUUAAAAGGACUCAGUGCAAAGAAUAUAGGACGUGGGAAUAUCUCGAAAGAUGAAGGGUGGGUCGCCCUCUCCAAAGCGUCCCAAGCAGUUUUUAGUGAUCUCAUGUCUCGAGGAUCAUAUAGAUAUUUUGGGUCUACUUGAAUCGACAUGUUUUGGAGUCUUUUAGGUUCUCUAAUACUCUCUUCGUCCUUGGGUGAUAUGGCGACACUUCCCUUCGACAGAGGAUGCAUCAAAAAAAUCAUAGUGGUCGUAGUCAUAUAAUGAAGUAUAGAACCUAAAGGUGUGCAUAGGAUGGCAAGUCGCACAAAGGCCCUCACACAACGAAAUGCAUUUUCUACGAGUUUCAUGAGAAAGAUGUUUUGGAAUUUCCAACGCAAUGCCAUUGCUACGACAGAUGGGAUAAUUGAUGCAUCUGCAACUGAAUCGGUAAUGGCGACCUGAAAGACGGCACAAUUGCCCUUACAAUCCUUCUCUGGGAUGUUUAAAUGUCCAAGUGCAACGAUGCCGUUUGACGAGGCCACUUCAACCUUUCUCGAAGGUGCUUUUAUGAAGACUCGGGCGAGCAGUGCUUGAUCUUGAAGAUUUUGACCGACUCCACAAAGAGAUUCUUUGUUACCGAGAUCAGAUACCAUCAAAAGCGCUGGUGUCCCAAUAGCACCAGUGCAAAGUAUGACCCUCCUGGUGGCAUAAAUUUGUCGGUAUAUAGAGGUGCACUCGUUACCCACGAAAAUGCAUUCGACACCGGUCACAUGGUUUGUGUCUUCUGUAAGUAGAAGCCGUUGCGCCUCGUAACCUCGAAACCAGUGCAAAUAUUUUUCUAGAUACGGAUGUUGUUUCAAAAAAGGCUUCACGAGAGCAUCGUAGUAGUUUCGUCUGACUGGUUUUGCAGUUGUCUUGUUCCAUUCUACCAUGGUCGGAACUCUAGUGCCAAACUCUAACAGGGAGUUUUCUUGUUGAAAYGGUGUGCACAUAUUUUCCAUCGAUGCAUAAUGUAUGGCAUUGUGUCUUUCCAUAAUGGUUUUCAAAUAGCUUGCAUUUGAUCGAAUGCAUGAUCUAUACGGUUCUGGCCACGACUCUAAAUCCUGUUGCAAUGGUGGCAGACAUAAACAUGCGUUCACAUUCGAAGUUCCACCCAACCCAAUACCGCAUGGGAUGUCCAUUUGUCGCCCCAAAAUUUCCGACGAGAAAAGCUUCACGUUUUCCGAGGAACUAUUUGGAUUUGCAGCCUCGUACCACCGGUGUGGAGAAAUUGUAGCCUCAUCAUGAGGUGGACCCUGCCCACGUUCUACUAUGGCAAUCGAAAACGGCGACAAGCAAUCGUUCCUCGAAAAACCUUCAGAAAUUUCCUCCAGAAGGCCUCGCAGGAUGCCCAUUGCAGAAGGACCUGCACCAACGAUAACGUAAUCAAAAGCAUCAUCUUUAGAUGUCGCAUCGUUGGCCUCCUUAUUCAUUGUGUGAUGGCCGAUGCAUCCCCAAUUGUCAGCGAGUACCGUCUGAAUUAGAGUACUCUAGGUCUGCUCAAGUUGUCAGUUGUCCUGCUUCACAUCAGUUCGAAACAAACUAAAAAGGGAUUUUGUUUGAGUUUUCAUGUUUUCUUAGAGUUUGGGAUAAAAAUAAUACUUACAGUAGGUACGAAGUAACCGUACUUGUAGUAGAGUACGAGGUAGGAAGGCAAAAUGAGGCCGAGACAGGUCCGGAGUCGGUACAGAUUAUACAGCUCUACAGAGGGAACAAUAGCCUUCAUUUACCUUCCCAUUUUCUACCUGUCCCAAAAUUUWAAAAAACAAGAAGUAUUUUUACAUCAAAAUAUUUGGUAGUACUAAUUUAURUGUAGGAUGCUCCUACAGACCUUGGUGGGAAUACUACUGAGGGCUCUUAAAAAAAUCGCUUGGCUGAUCAAUCUGAGACUUCUGGUGGAUCCCCUUCUGCUUGUUAUUCUAAUGAAGUUAUUCCAGCGUAUGUGUUGGCAGAAAAAUGUCCUAAUAGCUUUGUCAGGAGGGUGAGACAAAUCUAGUGCUGUUUUUUUCUGACUAGCAAAAACUGAGCGUUUUUAAUGUACUCAUAACCUAUUUCACUUUCCAGCAAUACAUUUGCCUUCGUACCUCGUACUAAUGAUCAAGCAAUCUGAUUGACUAAUAAUAGGUAUUCUGAGUAAAGAUAGAUUAGUCUUUUGUGGUGCCCUGCAAGUGGAAGUCAAAUUUUGAAUAGCACAUCAGCAAACUCAUCUCAUGGCUGCCACCAACAUCUCUCAUUUCCCUAACUUCAUAUUUCUUCAGAAAAAAUGCGUUCAACCGAGUAAAUGCUCUACAUUAAAAAUAUGUUGAUAUCAUGUUUUUACAUCUUUCUCCCCCUCAAACUCUCUAGCUCCAGAAGGACAAUUCCAGGCAAAUAAUGACUAUUUUUGUACUUUUUAAUUCUAUUCGACUUCUAUGAUAUUUUUCUGUUUUGACUAGCUUGAUUCAAAAAUAGAAUUUCAUUAGCAGGCAAGGACAGAGCAAUUUUCUUGUUUGACCACUACUUCCUCCAUCCCAAAAUGAGAGUCCCCUAGUAACACCUUUGGUUUUGGAAUAAAAAGCUCAAUGUUACACACUACACAUUGCAGAUUGAUUGAAAUUAUGUUUCACAGGGCAUUCCAAAUGUUAGAAAUAAAGUUGCUUCCCAAUGCCAACUUGAAAAUGACUACUACUGGCUGCAGUUUUUUGCUUAAAUGAACAAUCUGAAUGCUAGCAGGGUAGGCAUCAUCUUCUUUUUUUAGGAAACAAGACAAAUAUUAUUGGUUUUUGGAUGCUGGUCUUGUGCUAUCAACUGAAGAAUGGGGAUUUUACCAGGAUGUACGUAGACCUACACCAGUGAUAUACUAACAUUCCAACAGUUCUAUUGAUUAUUGUUAGUACUAGCAGUAGCCAAUUUAGCACUACCAGCAUUAUGAUUGUCCCAGUAAGAGUGCAGGAUUUGCAGAUAAAUUGCAACAGGAGGAUGCUGGUCAGGGGACCAAGAAGUCCAAGCCACUAGUACUAGCACUAGUAGACUUCUGUGAAUCUCACAUAGUGCUGGAUUUCUAGGUCUCUAAUUUGCUUGCUGACCAGAAACUGCUGGAAUGUGCCAUGGUGUUACUGCAGAAUGGGCCUGGUACGUAUUCAUAUGAAGACCUAAAUUGCUAAAUAUUCUUACUUUACUUGAAUGUUCCUAACCUCAAAUUAAUGUUGGUAACUUUGGGAAUAGUUUACCGAGCCCUUGUUGCGAAAAAUUGUUGUGUUUUGUUUCUUGCUGUGAUGUUUUCGAUCCGAGGCUAAAUCACAACCCAUCAGAAAUUCACAAACCUACGUCCAAGGUACAUUUUCAAAAUUUCAAGCUAGAGUCUCUAUUUAUCACUAUUUUGAUCACGAGCACCGUCCAUGUGGAAUUCAUAUCUCACUAAAGGUGACUAUGGUAAUCGCAAGAUCUGCUUUCACCAUCAGAGUCAAGAUUUCUCCUACCGUUUGGUGCUAUACGCAGCGCCACAACGCCACUUUUCAAUUUUUUGCAUCUGUUGGUUGUUGCCAUGGUUUCUCCGAUCAAUUUGUAUUCGGUUCCGGAUAGAUUGAUAUUUUACCUUCAAGGACUUCAUCUAACAUCAAACCAACUAAAAUAGUUUUUAAAAAGCACGUUUAGUGUUUUUUAUGUUGCCAUGUGAAUCCUCGUCACAUCAAAGCUGAUGCCAGUUCAAUAUAUCUUGAGUGUUGUUUUGCCAUCAACGAAUGAUCUUUGAAAGGAUGAGUAGCAAUAGUCUCUCCCAAAUGGGCUGUCGAAAUGAAAGGAUCCUCAUUCUUGAGAUUAUGACGAAAUAUUCUAUGUGUGUGGUAGUCAUUUUCGUCCCAGCAACCCGCCCCUGUUGCCUUGUAAAUGCAUAGCCCAAUAACAGUAUCAGAAUGCCAUACAUAUUUCCUUUCCUCGGAGUUGUCAAAUUCUUCGACACAUUCUUUGAAAUGAGGUGCUGUUGCGUUCACCAUCUGCCUAGACAUGAUAUAGCCUGGACCACCUGUGCAGUAUGGUUUGACUAGCCCCCCUCUCUUUAAUCCAUUGCUAUCCUCCUUGCGGCCUGUUCCUCGUUCUCCAUAAAUACGAUAGCCUUCAGUACUUCGCGUUCGAAUGAAAGAAAGCAUUCCAUCGAAAUUAACGUAUGCAUCAUCGUCAACUUUGUAUAUCCAUUGGAACGUAGAUGGCGCAUCAGUGUUGCUUUCAAAGCUCUCGACAAUUUUAUUCAUUCGUUCAAUCAUUGCAGUAUUCUUUCUGACUGGUGGGUACUCGUCGUCGACCACUCCAUCCAUAACUACUACCAUGGAUGAAUCCUUAAUACCAGCACUUUUGGCAAGAUAUUCAAUGUCUUCGUCUUUAGAUUUGCCAUAAGAUUCACUAUCU
Pseudo-nitzschia multistriata is the source of this 10805-nucleotide messenger RNA. Lineage: Eukaryota; Bacillariophyta; Bacillariophyceae; Bacillariales; Bacillariaceae. The record is from the annotation of a GenBank genome assembly.